GCUCCUCCCUCGGCCGCUCCCCCCCCGGGCGGUGGUAGCGGCGCGGCGGAAGGGGCGCGGCGCGGGCGCCAUGGCGGCGGUAGCGCGGCCGCUGGCGCUGCUCACCAGCUGUGCCGCGGGCUUCGCGCCCGAGGAGCUCGUCAAACGUAUCACAGGAAGAGAUGACCUCACUGUGGGUGCAAUAACAAGUGGAAGAGUGAAUUUCUACCCCUGGACCAUAGAUAACAAAUAUUAUUCUGCAGAUAUCCUCCUCUGCGUGGUCCCAAACACGUUCCACGUGACUGCAGAGAUUGCUGAGGCUGUGCAGGCGUUUGUGGUGUACUUUGACAGCACAACAAAAACUGGCCUGGAGGGUGUCUCCGAAUGGCUGCCCCUGACAGAGGAGUGGCUGCCAGAAGUGAUGAUCCUGGUUUGUGACAGAGUCUCUGAGAACGGUGUAAACAGACAGAAAGCUCAAGAGUGGUGCAUCAAGCAUGGCUUUGAGCUGGUGGAGCUGAGCCCUGAGGAGCUGCCUGAUGAAGAUGACGAUUUCCCCGAGUCCACCGGAGUGAAGCGCAUCGUGCAGGCGCUCAACGCCAACGUCUGGUCCAACGUGGUCAUGAAGGGAGACAGGACCCAGGGCUUUGGUCUCCUCAGCACCUUGGCAGGAGCCAACAGGAGCCGUGGCUGUGAAGAGACCCCGGACACAGAAUCCAGCCCAUCCCCAGGAGACAGGGAAGAAUCCCAGCUGGAUGGGGGAGAGGAUGGAGCUGGCACAAACAGCCUGGAGCCUGACAGUGCUGCAGAUCCCAUGCUGGAAAUGGACAUCCAGGAGCUGGCCAGCCUGACCACGAGGGAUGGGGACCUGGAGAACUUCGAAAGGCUCUUCUCAAAGCUGAAAGAAAUGAAAGACAAAGCUGCCACGCUGCCUCACCAGCAGAGGAAGCUGCACGCAGAGAAGGUGGCCAAGGCCUUCUGGAUGGCAAUUGGAGGAGACAGGGAUGAGAUUGAAGGUCUCUCCUCAGAUGAAGAAAACUGAAUUCCUCUGUAGCUGGAAGUGCCAGAGCAAUCCUAAAGGAAUGAUCCUUCCCUGAAUUAGUGUCAUUGCCAAAACCCCCCUUAGCUGUACCCGCUUCCCUUGGUGCCAGCAUUCCCCACAUUCCACAUUCCACAACCUCUGUGGCUCCAGAGGCUUGGCUGUCCUUGCUCCUCCCCCAGAGGACUUUGGAAGGUGACACGUGUGUGGUUCAAGGAAACAGUGAUGAGUUUACAUUUUCAAAUGAACAUUUUUAUGAUUUCCUCUCUGGGGUUUAAAUAAACAAGUGUGCUCCCGGUUAUCUGUGCACACAGGGCUGGGGCUUGGGAAGUGACUCCUGAAUUCCCAGCUCCAGCUGCAGGGCUCUUGGGUGGUUCAUGGAGCUUUUCCCAGUUCCAAGGAGCAGAUCUGGGUGACCACGAGGAGGAGGCUGCUGAGCUGUGCCUGGGGGGGCUGUGCCAGGGCUCCUCCCUGCCCAGUGCCAAAGCCACCGCAGUGGCCCCGGGCUCAGAUUCUGUUUGGAUUUUGCCUGUGCAAGGACAGGGGCCUUCCCUGGAAUGUCAGGUGCUGUCCACACUCCCUGGAUUCCCACUGGAAACUGAGCUUGGGGUGAAAUGCCAGACUGCUGCUGCUGCUGGGGUGGAAUUCCCUGCCCAAACCCUCUGCACGGCCUGGGGGAGUGCUCAGAGCUGCCCUGGGGAGCUCUGCCCUCAGUGCCAGCGUUGGCAUCCUCAGUGCCCACACUCCUGUGUGCCCAUCAGGGGAAUCCCACAGAGGGAAUGCCCUUUCCCUGGAUCCACGUCUCUGCCACACCAGCACAGGGCACAGGCCUCUGGAAUGACGGCGUGGGAGGAAGGAGAAAGGGGAAAUGCCACCCUGGCUCCUGCUCUGCUACAGGCACAGGCCGUGGAGCAGCGGGGAGAGGAUCCAACAGAUUCCCACAUGGAAGAGUCUGGCCCCAAGAACUUCUCCUUGUCCAUCUGAAAAUCCACCCUGUGAAGCACCCUCAGUUAGGAAUUUCAGAAUGAACUUUUCCAGUGUCCCCUAAUUCCCGAGUCCCAGGACACGGGUGUGCCGUGGAUCAUUGGAUGGCUUUACACUGAGGCACUUCCACAGGGCUCCUCAAAUCCCUCCCUAAUGAAGCAAAGGUGAAUGGAAAUCCUCCAUUUCUUGCGAUGCUGGGAAUCAUUUCCUGGGAUAAAACUGCAGUGCAAGGACAAGGACUGAAGCCUCACUGGCAGUUUGGGAAGUGUUCCUCAGCCCACAGUGAGCUCUCCCACUGCUUUGGGCAGAUUCUCUCGGGAUACAGAGACACCCAAGGGACCUGCAGGGACACCCUCCCAGGGCCCUGCUGGGACUCCUCCCAUGCUCCACACCCUUCUCCCGGCACAGAGAAUGUAACACAGCCCUGAAGGAGGCUCCGUCCGAGCAGGGAAUGGUUUCCUUGGUGGCUUCUUGGCAGCUGAAGAUUCUUUCUGCCCUUUCUAAAUCAUUGUUGUGCAAUGGUGAUGAAUGGCCCAAGUGCCAAGGGAAUACAGUGAAGAAAACAGGCUUGGACACUUUAUGAACCCGUUCUUAGACAUGUGAUAGAGAUGUGACUUCUUAAAUUUAAUGAGAUCAUAUCAAUUAGAAGCCAGUGCUUUGCUGCCUUUUUAUGCGGUAGCAGCAGCUCAUUCCCAUCCUCAGAACUCUUUCAGACAUGAUUUAUUGUAAAUAUGGGUCUUGUUUGUAGGGGCACAAAUCAUGGAGGCAGGAAGUGUGGCUGGAGACACGGGGAAAUAAUUUAAUGAUCCUUUGAGGUUGUUGUGUUGUGGUUUAAAAUCAAGGUUUACUUUGCUGGGUUUGGUUUUUGGUGGUUUUUUUGUGGGUUGUUUGGGGGUUUUUCUGAAGAGACCCUUUGGUUUUGGCUACAGAAUUUCUUUACAAAGUAAGAAGUUACAGAAAUGAAUAAAAGGGGCAUUAGCGGAAAAGCAAA
Prinia subflava (tawny-flanked prinia) is the source of this 2990-nucleotide messenger RNA. RefSeq names its product alpha and gamma adaptin binding protein (gene AAGAB). The transcript has 10 exons. Lineage: Eukaryota; Metazoa; Chordata; Aves; Passeriformes; Cisticolidae. The record is from RefSeq and is a predicted model, not a curated record. Bases 71 to 1018 code for a protein of 315 amino acids.